Mirounga angustirostris (Northern elephant seal) is the source of this 14550-nucleotide messenger RNA. It is a transcript of the gene ARFGEF3, whose product is annotated as ARFGEF family member 3. Gene Ontology annotation, biological process: regulation of ARF protein signal transduction. Gene Ontology annotation, molecular function: guanyl-nucleotide exchange factor activity. Bases 244 to 6909 code for a protein of 2221 amino acids. NCBI's taxonomy places the organism in Eukaryota, Metazoa, Chordata, Mammalia, Carnivora, Phocidae. The transcript is spliced from 35 exons. The record is from RefSeq and is a predicted model, not a curated record.
UGACCCUAGCGGGCGGGGCGGCGGACGGGGCGGGGCGGCGGGGCUGACGUGGCCCGCGGCAUGGAGCGGGCGUGAUUCAUCAGUCGCCGCGCGGGGCCGAAGGGGGGGAGCGCAGCGGCCGCCUAGGCGCCCGGGGCCCGGCAGUGGCGAUAGCGACGGCGACAGCGGCGGCGGCGGCGUCCCCGGCCCGGCCUCGCGCGCGCCCGUCUCGCUGUCGGUGGCCGAGCCCCUGCGAAGGUCAAGAUGGAAGAGAUCCUGAGGAAGCUGCAGAAGGAAGCGUCCGGGAGCAAGUACAAAGCCAUCAAGGAGAGCUGCACCUGGGCCCUGGAAACCCUGGGUGGUGUGGAUACCAUUGUCAAGAUCCCUCCACACUUGCUAAGGGAGAAAUGCUUGCUUCCUCUCCAGUUGGCUCUGGAAUCCAAGAAUGUGAAACUGGCCCAACAUGCCUUGGCAGGAAUACAGAAGCUUCUGUCAGAAGAGAGGUUUGUAUCCAUGGAAACAGACUCUGAUGAGAAGCAGCUGCUCAAUCAGAUCCUGAACGCUGUGAAAGUGACGCCUUCCCUCAAUGAAGACCUGCAGGUGGAAGUGAUGAAGGUUUUACUCUGCAUCACCUACACCCCGACAUUUGACCUGAACGGGAGCGCUGUGCUGAAGAUUGCAGAGCUGUGUGUCGCAUGCCAUAAAGCUGGACGUCCACAAAUGCAUGAAAUGGUUAAAAGGUCCAUUACGAAACUCCUCACUGCCCUGUGUCUUCGUGCGCUCCCUGGCCACCAGGGUCCUGUGGCUUUUCACAAGGUGUGCAUUGAGACAUACAUAUGUAGCUGUCACCAGCGUAGUAUAAACACUGCUGUGCGGGCAACUCUCAGUCAAAUGCUGAGUGACUUGACUUUACAGUUACGACAAAGGCAGGAAAACACGAUAAUUGAAAACCCAGAUGUCCCACAGGAAUUCAGGAAUCCAGGGUCGACAGUUGAAUCCCUCUGUGAUGACCUUGUCUCUGUGCUCACUGUUCUGUGUGAGAAGCUGCAAGCCGCCAUCAAUGACCAGCAGCAGCUGCAGCUCCUGUACUUGGAAUGCGUCCUGUCCAUGCUCAACAGCUCCUCCUCCUCCAUGCACCUGCACAGAGGCUUCACAGACCUGAUCUGGAAAAACCUGUGCCCUGCCCUCAUCGUGAUCCUGGGGAAUCCAAUUCAUGAUAAAAGCAUCACCUCUGCUCACAGUAGCAGCGCUGCUUCUGGCAUCGAGUCAGACUCUGCAUCUCCAGGAGUUUCUGACCACGGCCGGGGGUCGGGCUGCUCAUCCACCGCGCCAGCCCUGAGCGGGCCGGUGGCUCGGACCAUUUAUUACAUCGCGGCUGAGCUGGUCCGGCUGGUAGGGUCGGUGGACUCCAUGAAGCCCGUGCUCCAGUCCCUCUAUCACCGUGUGCUGCUUUAUCCCCCACCCCAGCACCGGGUGGAAGCCAUCAAAAUAAUGAAAGAGCUACUUGGGAGCCCACAGCGUCUCUGUGAUUUGGCAGGACCCAGCUCCACUGAACCAGAAUCUAGAAAAAGAUCAAUUUCAAAAAGAAAGUCUCAUCUGGAUCUUCUCAAACUCAUCAUGGACGGCCUGACGGAAGCGUGCGUCAAGGGCGGCAUCGAAGCGUGCUACGCCGCCGUGUGCUGCGUGUGCACCUUGCUCGGGGCCUUGGACGAGCUCAGCCAGGGCAAGGGCUUGAGCGGAGGCCAGGUCCAGCUGCUGCUGCAGCGCCUGGAGGAGCUGAAGGACGGCGCCGAGUGGAGCCGGGACUCCAUGGAGAUCAACGAGGCCGACUUCCGCUGGCAGCGGCGCGUCCUGUCCUCGGAGCACACGUCGUGGGAGUUGGGGAGCGGGAGGAGCCCCGACAUCAGCAUCAGCGUGACCACCGACACGGGCCAGACCACGCUGGAGGGCGAGAUGGGCCAGACGACGCCCGAGGAGCACGCGGACCACCGCAAGAGCAGCCUCAAGUCGCCAGCCGCGCCCGAGAGCAGGGAGACUCUGAGCAAGGUGCCGGAGCCCGAAGCCGUCGACCAGCCAGACGUGGUGCAGAGAAGCCACACGGUCGCUUUCCCCGACAUAACUAACUUCCUGUCGGUGGACUGCAGGAUGAGGUCGUACGGCUCCAGGUACAGCGAGAGCAAUUUCAGCGUGGAUGACCAAGACCUUUCGCGGACCGAAUUUGAUUCCUGCGACCAGUACUCGAUGGCGGCCGAGAAGGACUCGGGGAGGUCAGACGUGUCGGACAUCGGCUCGGACAACGGCUCGCUGGCGGACGAAGAGCAGACCCCUCGGGACUGCCUGGGCCACCGGUCCCUGCGGACUGCCGCCCUGUCCCUGAAGCUGUUGAAGAACCAGGAGGCGGACCAGCACAGCGCCAGGCUGUUCCUGCAGUCCCUGGAAAGCCUCCUUCCCCGCCUGCUGGCUCUGCCCAGCGUGGAGGAGGUGGACUCGGCCCUCCAGAGCUUCGCCUCCACCUUCUGCUCAGGCAUGAUGCACUCCCCCGGAUUCGAUGGGAGUGGCAGCCUCAGCUUGCAGAUGCUGAUGAACGCGGACAGCUUAUACACGGCGGCGCACUGCGCCCUGCUGCUCAACCUGAAGCUCUCCCACGGCGACUACUACCGCAAGCGGCCCGCCCUGGCCCCAGGCGUGAUGAAAGAGUUCAUGAAGCAGGUCCAGACCAGUGGGGUGCUGAUGGUGUUCUCCCAGGCCUGGAUUGAGGAGCUCUACCAUCAGGUGCUCGACAGAAACAUGCUCGGAGAAGCUGGCUACUGGGGCAGCCCGGAGGAUAACAGCCUGCCCCUCAUCACCAUGCUGACCGACAUUGAUGGCUUAGAGAGCAGUGCGAUUGGGGGCCAGCUGAUGGCCUCAGCUUCUACCGAGUCUCCUUUCACCCAGGGCAGGAGAAUUGAUGACUCCACAGUGGCAGGUGUGGCAUUUGCUCGCUAUAUUCUGGUAGGCUGCUGGAAGAACCUGAUCGAUACUUUAUCAACCCCGCUGACUGGCCGAAUGGCAGGAAGCUCCAAAGGGUUGGCCUUCAUUCUGGGAGCUGAAGGCAUCAAAGAGCAGAACCAAAAGGAACGUGACGCCAUCUGCAUGAGCCUCGAUGGGCUGCGGAAAGCGGCGAGGCUGAGCUGUGCUCUAGGAGUUGCGGCUAACUGCGCCUCAGCCCUUGCCCAGAUGGCGGCGGCCUCCUGUGUCCAGGAAGAAAAAGAGGAGAAGGAAGUCCAAGAGCCCAGUGAUGCCAUAGCACAAGUAAAACUGAAAGUGGAGCAGAAACUGGAGCAGAUCGGGAAGCUGCAGGGGGUCUGGCUGCACACCGCCCACGUCUUGUGCAUGGAUGCCAUCCUCAGCGUAGGCCUGGAGAUGGGAAGCCACAACCCAGACUGCUGGCCGCACGUGUUCAGGGUCUGUGAAUACGUGGGCACACUGGAGCACACCCAUUUCAGCGACGGCGCCUCUCAGCCCCCGCUGACCAUCAGCCAGCCCCAGAAGGCGUCAGGGGGCUCCGGACCCCUUGGGGACCCAGAGUGUGAGGGCUCGGCGCCAGAGCAGAGCCUAGAGCCAGAGAGCUCCCUGAGCGCGGCCCCCGUCAUCCAGCCGCUCUCCAUCCAAGAGCUGGUCAGGGAAGGCAGCAGAGGCCGGGCCUCGGACUUCCGCGGGGGCAGCCUCAUGACCGGGAGCAGCGCUGCCAAGGCCGUGCUCACGCUGUCCACCCAGGCCGACAGGCUCUUUGAAGAUGCUACGGACAAGUUGAACCUGAUGGCUUUAGGAGGGUUCCUUUACCAGCUGAAGAAAGCGUCGCAGUCCCAGCUCUUCCAUUCUGUCACGGAUACAGUGGAUUACUCCCUGGCAAUGCCAGGAGAGGUGAAAUCCACCCAAGACCGAAAAAGCGCCCUCCACCUAUUCCGCCUCGGGGAUGCCAUGCUGAGGAUCGUGCGGAGCAAGUCACGGCCACUGCUCCAUGUGAUGCGCUGCUGGAGCCUUGUGGCCCCACACCUGGUGGAGGCUGCCUGCCAUAAGGAAAGGCAUGUGUCUCAGAAGGCCGUUUCCUUCAUCCAUGAUAUAUUGACAGAGGUUCUCACUGACUGGAAUGAGCCGCCUCAUUUUCACUUCAAUGAAGCACUUUUCCGACCUUUUGAGCGUAUCAUGCAGCUGGAGUUGUGUGAUGAGGAUGUCCAAGACCAGGUUGUCACAUCCAUUGGCGAGCUAGUUGAAGUUUGUUCCACACAAAUCCAGUCAGGAUGGAGGCCCUUGUUCAGUGCCCUGGAAACUGUGCACAGUGGGAACAAGUCUGAGGUGAAGGAGUAUCUGGUUGGUGAUUAUUCCAUGGGAAAAGGCCAGGCUCCAGUGUUUGAUGUAUUUGAAGCGUUUCUCAAUACCGACAACAUCCAGGUCUUUGCUAAUGCAGCCACAAGUUACAUCAUGUGCCUUAUGAAGUUUGUCAAAGGACUGGGGGAGGUGGACUGUAAGGAAAUAGGAGACUGCGUCCCGGGACCCGGAGCCACGGCCCCAGACCUGUGCCUCCCGGCCCUGGAUUACCUCAGGCGCUGCUCUCAGUUACUGGCCAAAAUCUACAAAAUGCCCUUGAAGCCAAUAUUCCUUAGUGGGCGACUUGCUAGCUUGCCUCGGAGACUUCAGGAGCAGUCGGCGAGCAGUGAGGAUGGAAUGGAGUCGGUCCUGUCUGAUUUUGAUGACGACACUGGGCUGAUAGAAGUCUGGAUCAUCCUCCUGGAGCAGCUGACAGCAGCUGUGUCCAACUGUCCCCGUCAGCACCAACCGCCAACCUUGGAUUUACUCUUCGAGCUGUUGAGAGAUGUGACCAGAACACCUGGACCAGGAUUUGGUAUCUAUGCAGUUGUUCACCUCCUCCUCCCUGUGAUGUCCGUUUGGCUCCGCCGUAGCCACAAAGACCAUUCAUACUGGGAUGCGGCUUCUGCUAAUUUCAAGCAUGCCAUCGGCCUGUCUUGUGAGCUGGUGGUGGAGCACAUUCAAAGCUUUAUACACUCAGACAUCAGGUAUGAGAGCAUGAUCAACACGAUGCUGAAGGACCUGUUUGAGUUACUGGUAGCGUGUGUGGCCAAGCCCACAGAAACCAUCUCCAGAGUGGGCUGCUCCUGUAUUAGGUACGUCCUCGUCACCGCGGGCCCCGUGUUCACUGAAGAAAUGUGGAGGCUUGCCUGCUGUGCCCUGCAGGACGCCUUCUCCGCCACCCUCAAGCCCGUGAAGGAUCUGCUGGGCUGCUUCCACAGCGGCACCGAGAGCUUCAGUGGGGAAGGCUGCCAGGUGAGGGUGGCGGCCCCCUCCUCCUCCCCCAGUGCCGAGGCCGAGUACUGGCGAAUUCGAGCCAUGGCUCAGCAGGUGUUUAUGUUGGACACCCAGUGCUCACCAAAGACUCCAAACAACUUCGAUCAUGCUCAGUCCUGUCAGCUCAUUAUUGAGCUGCCUCCUGAUGAGAAGCCAAAUGGACACACCAAGAAAAGCGUGUCUUUCAGGGAGAUUGUGGUGAGCUUGCUGUCUCAUCAGGUGUUACUCCAGAACCUGUACGACAUCUUGCUAGAAGAGUUCGUCAAGGGCCCCUCCCCGGGAGAGGAGAAGACGGUGCAAGUCCCGGAGGCCAAGCUGGCCGGCUUCCUCAGGUACAUCUCCAUGCAGAACCUGGCGGUCAUAUUCGACCUGCUGCUGGACUCGUACAGGACGGCGAGGGAGUUCGACACGAGCCCUGGGCUGAAGUGCCUGCUGAAGAAGGUGUCUGGCAUUGGAGGCGCGGCCAACCUCUACCGCCAGUCGGCCAUGAGCUUUAAUAUCUAUUUCCACGCGCUGGUCUGCGCCGUCCUCACCAACCAGGAAACCAUCACGGCCGAGCAAGUGAAGAAAGUGCUUUUCGAGGACGAGGAGAGAAGCACAGACUCGUCCCAGCAGUGCUCGUCCGAAGACGAAGACAUUUUUGAGGAGACGGCCCAGGUGAGCCCCCCGAGGGGCAAGGAGAAGCGGCAGUGGAGGGCCCGGCUGCCCUCCCUGAGCGUGCAGCCCAUCAGCAACGCCGACUGGGUGUGGCUGGUCAAGCGGCUGCACAAGCUGUGCAUGGAGCUGUGCAACCACUACAUCCAGAUGCACCUGGACCUGGAGGGCGGCAUGGAGGAGGCGCCCGUCUUCAGGAGUGACCCGUUCUUCAUCCUCCCCUCCUUCCAGUCGGAGUCAUCCACCCCGUCAACUGGCGGGUUCUCGGGGAAGGACACCCCUUCUGAGGACGACCGGAGCCAGACCCGGGAUCACACCAGCGAGCCCGGCAGCCUGAGGGCGGGCGGCGGGGACCUGCUGCUGCUGCCCCCGAGCCCCAAGGUGGAGAAGAAGGACCCCGGCCGGAAGAAGGAGUGGUGGGAGAGCGCGGGCAACAAAAUCUACACCAUGGCGGCCGACAGAACCAUUUCCAAGUUGAUGACGGAGUACAAGAAGAGGAAGCAGCAGCAUAACCUGCCCACGUUCCCCAAAGAGGUCCAAGGGGAGAAGAAGGGCGAGCCACUGGGUCCGAGGGGCCAGGACUCCCCGCUGCCUCAGCGUCCCCAGCACUUGAUAGACCAGGGGCAGAUGCGCCAUUCGUUCAGCGCGGGCCCCGAGCUGCUGCGACAGAAGAGGCCCCGCUCCGGCUCCACCGGCAGCUCCCUGAGUGUGUCCGUGAGGGACGCCGAAGCACAGAUCCAGGCAUGGACCAACAUGGUGCUAACAGUUCUCAAUCAGAUUCAGAUCCUUCCAGACCAGACCUUCACGGCCCUGCAGCCAGCGGUGUUCCCAUGCAUCAGCCAGCUGACCUGCCACGUGACGGACAUCAGAGUGCGCCAGGCUGUGAGGGAAUGGCUGGGCAGAGUGGGCCGGGUCUAUGACAUCAUCGUGUAGAAGACUCACAUUGACGAAAUACAAUAGUGGAGGUUAGAGAAUGCCUGCUGGUCCAACAGAUAGCAUUUUCCCCACCACCAGCCCCACUGAAACCAGAGUCUCAGAGAACAGUCUGCCCCUCCCUCGCUAAUCAGCACAGGGGCCAUUCUGGACACUCAACCUUGUAUCUAGAGGACACAAACGAUACUUUGAUUUUGCACAUUAUUUCAGAAGAGUCUCCAUUCUUUGACACAUUUCUAAAUUUUGAUGUUUAUUUCCCAGUGCUUUUGCCUGCAGUGUUAUUCCCAAAAGGGUCCCUUUCAAGGACUACUCCUUUGAAAACACUACACUGAUCCAUCUGAUUUUUUUUUUUUUUUCUUUUAAAUGCAAUUGUUAAGGAAAUAUCUGCUGGUAAGUCAAGCUGAUGUGUAAGCACUCUGGCAUCUGGUAGCAGACAUUCUUCAUCAGAGGAAGAUUUUCAUUAUGAUUAUGGGCUUAGCAGGGAAGAAAACAGUUGGAAAAACAUAUUCUUGGGUGUCAUAGUCAAGAAAGGGAUGACUUCCUCUGUAAAAUGUUCCAGAACGUUUCAAAGUUGUCCUAAAUUGUCAAGAUUUUCCGGUUGGUAUUCACCAACUUCUUUUAAGGUACUGUUGUGCCUUUAUUUCCCUAUUUCUAAAGGAAGAAAAUGCUUUCCUGGCAGGUUUUAAGUCUGUGUCCUGGCAGCUUUUGGCACACUGCUCCCAGUGAUAGUGGCUGAUAGAGAUCUUGCCAAGAGACAUAAGACUGACCCACCACCCUGGCUUCCCAUUAGCCUUUGCUUUUGCUCCCAAGGCAAAACAGGAAAGGGAAAGAAAAAAUGGUGCCUUAGUUUCUUGUUGCACAGACAUUUCUAUGCUCCAGCUACCUGAACGUAAGGCAGAACAUCGGAUUUUUCAGAAAACAAAAUGUUAAAAUGCAACUCAUUUUGUAUCAGCAUCCUUGGAGGAAAGGACUCAGUUCUCCAUCCAGUGAGCAGACUUCUCAGGGGACGGGGCAGGAAGUGUGGGGUGGUAGGAAGACAACUGGAAGGGGUAAGAAAGGAGAUUGGGAUGAAGUCAUUUUCAACCUUAAAAUAUUAUGCAACCGUCACAUGAAAUUAUACUGUCAGCCAUACAAGCUCUCGUCUCAGAAGAAAAUUAAAGAAGGGGGCACAGUGAAAUUUAGGAAAUUAAGUUUUUCAAUUUAAAAUAUUUGUCCUCUCUGGCAAGUAAAUUUACCCUAUGUCUGAGGUCCUUCUAAACGGCUAUUUUACAUGGAUAUUUCUUUUAGAUAGAACUAGAAAAUUAAUUUGGAACCUUUAUCUUCUUUACAAUAUACUUAGUAGUUCUUAAAUUAUAAUGACUGAAACUCCUCAAUCAGGCCCACUCGUAUACAUUCUAGAAAAUAGAGUUAGUUGCUAAGACCUACAUUAUCAUUUUCCCAGCCCCUAAAAAUGUGUUCGUAAUUGAGUGUCAUUCUUUAAAAAUAAAAUAUCAACUCUUCAGUAUAGAAGUAAGGAUUUAAAACUAACAACUUUACUCAGUGCUGGUAUUGGUAAACUUUGUCUUGAGAAAUAGGUAACUAUCUACAAGGUUAAGAUGAAGACAGGGUUCCCUGAUUUAUUUAGGCAAUCUAAAAGAACCCCAUCAUUCCGUAUACCAUCUAGAGAUCACUACAGAGUCCAGAAGACGCAUUUCCAGUUCCACAACACCCUCUCUUUGCCUUCUUCAGCUUUUACUCAUUAGACAAAAAAGUAUAGAAACAGAUCAACUAUUUGAUCUUGACAAGCAAUGAAUUUUGGGGAUAGCAACUAGCUGUAGUCUAUACUUUUAAAUUUUUAUAUUUUGAAAGUAGACUUGAGAGUCAGGUACUGUUUUAACAAAAGCUACAAAAAGAAACAGAACCACCAUGAUGUACUGCUAAUAUGAGGUUUAGUUCCCCUUUCUGAGCCCAUGAGGACCCCAAAAUUCACUUUGGGGGUGGGGAAGGAGCUUCAGUAGAGCAGAGUAUCAAAUCAGAGUGAUUAUAAAAUGUUUAUAUGUAGCAACUUUUUAUAAAGUGUAAAAAUUCGAGGGAAGCCAGUCUCAAUGUAGAAUGUCAUGUCCCAGAGUAUGUUAGUUAACUGUUUAGAAAUCAGAAUCCAUUCUCACAUAGAUGCUCUCUUAUGAGAGCCAAGACUAGUUUAUGAAAAUAAACUGUAGGUUCCAAGAAUUAAAAAGUGAGAAAAUGUAUAUCAUUCUUUACCUACAGUUUUUAAGAGGGUUUUGGCCCCUUCCUAUCAUCUAUUCUACAGCCUAUCCCAAAGCCCACAUUGGUCUCCAGCCACCUCCAUUCCCAGCAUACCCUGUGCUCCACAUCCACAUCAGAUUUCAACCAGAAAGUUAGCUAAAGGACCAUACUGCUUCCCAGAGGUAUCUAUGGUUGUCAAAAAGGAUAUUGCCUGAGGCAAAUAAUUUCCAAUGAAUAGGACGUCAGGUCACAGUGAAGUGACCGUGCCCUGGUCAGCCCCUCACACUCUCCUGGUGUCUUGGUUUCUGCCUUUCCUCCAUCUCUUCCUUCACUCCCUCUCUCCCAAGGUCUCUGAAAGACCAAGAUCAAGACAGCCUUGGUGGUUAAAACAGUUAUUACCGUAUAUUUACUGAUCUAAGCAGAAUAAGAUUUUGCACGUUGCUUUCAGUUGCCUGUAUUUACUGCCAAAAGUGUGUUACCCUAAGGUUGAGAUUUACUCUUUUUAAUAUUUUGGUAAAGUAUGCAUUAUGAAAGCACCUAGAAAAUUGAAGAGUGUUUAGGAAUUCCUGACAGCCAAGUAGACCACACUUAUCAUCAGAUUUCUCCUUGCCAUAAGGGCAGAGGUUUGAUGGAGGGCUAGGAUCUCUCCCAGCUAUUGCCUCUCCUGAUUAGCUUUUAAAGAUUUUUUUUUUUAAAUUUAUUUGGCAGAGAGAGACACAGCGAGAGAGGGAACACAAGCAGGGGGAGCGGGAGAGGAAGAAGCACACAAGCAGGGGGAGCGGGAGAGGAAGAAGCAGGCUUCCCGCGGAGCAGGAAGCCCGAUGUGGGGCUCGAUGUGGGGCUCGAUCCCAGGACCCUGGGAUCAUUGUCUGAGCCGAAGGCAGACGCUUAACGACUGAGCCACCCAGGCGCCCCUCCUGAUUAGCUUUUAAAAACGCUUGGGCUGCCUCUUUACACGAUCUUAUUAUCUCUCCCCUUUGAUUAUUUUCUAGCCUUCUCCAUCAAUACAAAACGAGGACAUUUUCUACCAUCUUUAUGCUAUUUGGUGACUGACCAAGGCAGAUGAUAACAUACAUAACCGCUCAGAUUAAAAUAUUUGCAAUCAAAUGUGACAAAAUAUUAACAUAAUUCAGAAGUACCUUUAAAUGGAAACUUCCUGGUACAAUAUCACCAGCUUUUAGUAAAUCUUGCUCUUUUAAGAAGAAGGCUUAUAACAGAGUCAAUGGAGAAAGCCAAGUGGUCUUAACCAUAAGAAGGUAAUGCGAUUGUAUAAUAAAUAUCCCAGACUUUCUCCAAAUACAUCACAAGACUGCUUAGGUAGGAAAGUUUUUUUCUCAGAAAAGAAAAUCCAUUUGUAUUCCACACAUCGAACUAAGCAGAAUAAAGACCUUUGUUUGGAGCUGAUUUCCACAGCAAGAGUUUGCAAACAAGCAGGGGGGAGGUGACAUUUGUCAAGGGCCACUGUGAAUGUAGACCUUACCUACGUUAGCAUUUUAUUCUCACAAUAACCUUGUCAAACGGGCAUAGAUUUCCUCAUUUUUUUUUUUUUUCAAAUGAGGAUACAGACCCAGAGAGGUUAAGAACCUGGCUGGUUGCAAAAGAAGAGUUCCUGAAUUCAAAGGCCUUGCUCUCUCUACAACACCUUGCUCUAAGUACACAGAGUAAAGACUUUAGUGUUUCCAGGAAUUAAACAGUUAAAAUGAGAUGAAAAUAUCUGAUUAAUGUCCCAGAUCUGCUAUGUUAUAGGGAUUUUUCAAAUAGGGUUAAAAAAAAAAAAAGAUAGUGUUUACACAUAGAAAGAUCAUAUAUAACAUAAUAUUUUGAGUGAAAAUAAAAUAAGGUCCGAACUUCAAUCUUAAAGCAGGCCUUCAGUGCUAAUUUAGAAAACUUGCCAAAUUAGUUGGAAAUGAUGGAAUAAUAUUAUUCUUGGCCAGUUGCCAGGCGGAAAAGAGUGGCAGUCUCGAUUGGUAAACUUUUUUCAAUUGCCAUUUAACCACUCAGAAUAAAGUGCCCUGUAGCCAACAGUGCCUCUCUACUUGCUUCCCUGGGAAGUAUCCAGUAGUAGAUAUGUAAGUCAUCAUCAAAGUUUGGGAAUAUGCAAAAUAAAUUAUAACCAGUUUUCAAAUGCAGUCUCUCCAAAGAGGAAGCGACAGGUAAGACAAGAUAAUUUAAAGAUCCAGGUACUGGGGGCAUCAGGUCAAUAUCCACAGUAACCAUGUGCCAUAUGCCUAAAUAUUUCUACAUACUCUUCAGACAAGGAAACAGAAGGAAAAUCCAACAGACUGCAUUAAGUGGAUGACAGAACUUGGAUACACAUGGGUACCACUUAGGUGAUCCUAGUGGCAUUUAGUGUGGCCUUAAGCAAGAGACUCUUUUUAAGCACUUUUUAUUGGAAAUGUGAACUUGCUGUUGAGCAAGAUUUAGGAAACUAGUAAAGAACUCCUAAUUAUGCUUCAUCAAAAAAAUUGUGUUCUCUUCCCUCGUAGUGGAACAAUCUAGAAAACUGUCUCUCCUUUCGUGAGAUCCUCUUCCUCUGCUUGUAAUGUUUGUAUUUGAUGUGGAAGUAAGAAAUAGUUUAAUACAAAGUUUUGGACUAGAACACCCCUUAGAUUUCCAAAACACAGUUAUUGCUUCAGGGAAAACAGACAAAAGAAAAAAAAAAAUUAUCCCUGGGGAUAAUUUAUGAGAAAUUCAGUUGAGAACAAUGCUCAAUUUCCUUACAAACAAUGGCACCACUUACUGAUUGAAGAAAACUCGGUACAACACCACCCGCACCGUACAAAACCUUUCCCCUCUAUCUUUGUGAGAUAAUGCAUGAGUGCUCCCUGGAGGAGAGACUGGCUGACCAUCUUAGUGACAAAACUGUAGUCAGCUGCUGGUUAAUCCCAUCCGGUUCUGGUCCUCCCAGCCUUUCAACCAUCAAGAAUUGUUGCUACUCUUGGUUCCUCUCCUGAAGGUUCAGUAGUGGUUGUGUAGUAUCUUCUGACUUGUUCUCAAGUGGUUCUCAAACGUUAGCACACAUCAGGAUCACCUGGAGGGCUUGCUCAAACACAGGUGGUUGGGCCCACACCCAGGGUUUCAGAUUCAGUAGGUCUGGAAACUUGCAUUUCUAACAAGGACCCAGGUGAGGCCAAUGCUGCUGGUCUGGGGAUCACACUCUGAGAACUGCCUUGAAAAAAUUUCCAACUACUAACUUUAAGAUCAGCCUGACUUAUCAAGCUAUAGAGAAACACCAAACACCAAGUUGGGCAGACAACUUGGGAUUGAAUUCUCUACAGCAUUCCUGCUCCAUCUUCCCAGUUUCUAGGUUUAUUAUACCAACAAUUCGGUUUUUUACAAGCUAAAAGACAAUGAAUGUAUCCGUUCAAUGGAACAGUGAGAUUUGUGUAAGCUUCUCGUCUUUGUAUUUAGAAACACUGGUUCUGUGGAUGAUCAGUUGCAUCAUGUUGACCCUUCGACUUGUACUGAUGUGAUUUUAAAUUUAAAUAUGUAGUGUUUGAGUUUCUUCUGUCAUUAUGGUUUUACUCUUCCCAUCUCAACUCUGUUACAACCUUGGCUCCUGGCUUCCAGAGGUUUUUGAGUAGUUGCUUGCUUGCCAGUAGGUUUCUCUCUCUCAUUAGCCACCCAAACAGCGACACUUCAAAAUGAUAUUACACUACUUGAUGUACCUUCAUCUUUCACUUAACUGUCUGGUGUAAAAAUUUCCUGUGUAUCUGUAAAGAGUCUACCAAGUGGUUUCAUGGAAAUCUGCAAACUGAAUAACUCCGUUUUGAGCAGUAUAUGUGCCUGUUUUAAGGACUUUUCAGUAAAUGUGUUUGUUUUCGUAUCUGCACAGUGGAGACCGUAUUCUCUCAUCUUCCAGUGAUGGGAGAAAUGUACACGUGCAUCCAUAUGCUUUGGGAAUACAGUGAAAUGAUGUCAAAUAUCAGGGGGGGCCUUAGUUUAUCUCCUAACACGUUGAUUAAUUAGCUUUGGAAAUUCUUUUUGCAUUAAAAAAAUAAGGAUCAUCGAAUAAUUCAAGAGAAAAAAAUCAAGUACCUUAAAAUUAUCAUCUACAUGUAAACUAUAUUAGUUACAUAUCAUUCUUAUUGAUUUAAUUUUCUCUAAAGCCUUCUGCUUGAAUACCCUGACAUCAUUUAAAUUACUUUGGAUUGUAUGAAUAGAAAAUAAUGGACAAUAUUUACUAGAAUUAGUGAGAUCAGAAAGCAUAUCAAAGUGUUAAUGGUACUAAAGAGUCAAGUUCUUGCCUCUGUGGAUGGAAAUAAUUGGUUUUUUUUUUCACUUUUAUUUUCCAUAAUCUGUUUUGGAAAUUAGGUGUGCUUUUAGUUCUUCUAAUAGUAAUUGAUUUUGAAAUUAAAAUAUUAAUCUCUAGGAAUAAUUUAUUUCCAACUUAUGUUACCAAUUGGUGCCAAAAAAGGGAGGGGGUAUCUAAAAGCCAAUCUUUCGAGCUACCACAUAAAAUAUGUUCUCAAGUUAGGGAAUCUCGGGCCCUGCCACCAGUGGUCACCCAUGGCUACCUCAUGAUCACGUGCGGGCUACUCUGUAUUCCUCCCUUGGCAGUUCUUCUGUCUGUAUUUUGUUGGAAGUGGUUCUCUGUAAUAAAAACCAGUGUCCUGCUAAAUAGGCAAAACUGGACAAAGAUUAAUGCUGUUGAUGUUUUGGGUUUCACUUCAAUGGAAACCAUGUGGUAGGAUAUCCAGGUAUGGCAUGACAGGGGCAGGAGCAGGUGCCUAGAGGGAAAGAGUAAUUUCACUUAUUUUUGUUUGUUGAUUUUAUUUCAGUGGAUGGGUGGGGGUUGGAGGAAGGGAGCUAAGAAUAAGACAUUUAUUGCCCUAAUCAUGCCAAAAGACUAUUAUUCAAGAUUAUUUUCCUGCUUUUCUAAGAGAAAUAAAUUACAUUAUAAACAGUUCCCCAACUACCAUUUCCCACUCUAAAGUCAGUGGGUGAUAAGGGUUCUUUUAUCCCUUCUUGUAUUAUGCCAAAGAAUUGAUUUGUUUCCAUUAAAAAUUAUAAAUAAAUGAAGCGUGAUAUAGCCAUAAUGAUUUGAGUCAGUAUACCAUUUUAUCUGUAAAAUGCAGAAUUCAUCCUUGCAAUCCCAUUCACCAGGAGCCUUGGAGCAUUUUGUUUACUCCAAAGGAUUUGUCAAGGAAGUAAAAUUUUUAUUUUGCCUUCUUAGUCAGUUUGCUCACAUUUAUUAAUUUAAAAAAAAGGAAACAACCCUAAAUGUAGAUAAACUGUUUGAUUUGAUAGAAUCUGUUCAUUGUUUAACAGGUCCCUGUAAGCAAGCUUGCAAGUGUAUUUUGUGUACAUUUUAUCUGAGGUGAAAAUGAAAAUUCUAAAGAGAAGAUAUUUUAAAAGAUACUGUAUUUAUGUUGCCUGUGUUGUAGAAUAAAAAUUCAAAUGCAUUUAAAAAGC